GCGCCGUUACCUAGCAGCGGACGGGGCGGCGCAGCUCCCGGUGGUUUGCCGACCCCUCAGCCAAUGGGAUGGCGUCGCCCGGGCCUGCUCCCUUUUUCUGGGGCUCUAGCAGCCUCCCGGACUCAUCAGUCCUUAACUUGAGCUGCGGGGUGCAUCGUGCAUCGCGGGCCGCCACUUCUGCUUACACGUGGAACCCACCGGUCAACGAUCUGAGGAGCCGGGGCGCUACGCUGAAGACCCGCACUACGCUGCACAUCCCGGCUUUCCCUCUCACAGCCGCCGCUGCGCUUUUCCCCCUGCAAUCGCACACACGCUGGAGUCUUCUCGGCCCCACUGAAGCUCAGUGGGCAGCUCCGCGGCCACCAAGCUUUUCUAUGAGAGACUCCACAUAACGCAGGUUGGGGGCACCCGCGCCCGCCAUCCGGCCAGGAUGGCUGGACCGCAGUCCCUCAGAGAGCUGUCCCCCGACUGCACGUCCCCAACUCCACCUGCAGCAUCUCAGAUCCUAGCUGGAAGCCUGAAGGCUCCACUCUGGCUUCGCGCUUACUUCCAGGGUCUGCUCUUCUCUCUGGGCUGCGGCAUCCAGAGACACUGUGGCAAGGUGCUCUUCCUGGGACUGUUGGCCUUUGGGGCUCUGGCGCUGGGUCUCCGUGUGGCCAUUAUUGAGACAGACCUGGAACAGCUCUGGGUAGAAGUGGGCAGCCGAGUGAGUCAAGAGCUGCAUUAUACCAAGGAGAAGCUGGGAGAGGAAGCUGCCUACACCUCCCAGAUGUUGAUUCAGACCGCCCGCCAGGAGGGGAAGAAUGUCCUCACGGCUGAAGCGCUUGGCCUUCACCUCCAGGCAGCCUUCACUGCCAGUAAAGUGCAAGUAUCGCUGUACGGAAAAUCCUGGGAUUUGAACAAAAUCUGCUAUAAGUCAGGAGUUCCCCUUAUUGAAAAUGGAAUGAUCGAGCGGAUGAUCGAGAAGCUGUUUCCAUGUGUGAUCCUCACACCACUUGACUGCUUCUGGGAAGGAGCCAAACUCCAAGGGGGCUCUGCCUACUUGCCGGGCCGCCCUGAUAUCCAGUGGACCAACCUGGAUCCAGAGCAGCUGCUGGAGGAGUUGGGCCCCUUCACCUCCCUCGAGGGCUUUCGGGAACUACUAGACAAGGCACAGGUGGGACAAGCCUAUGUAGGGCGGCCCUGUCUGGACCCUGAUGACCUCCAGUGCCCUCCUACUGCCCCCAACCACCACAGCAGGCAGGCUCCCAAUGUGGCUCAGGAGCUGAGUGGGGGCUGCUAUGGCUUCUCUCACAAAUUCAUGCACUGGCAAGAGGAGUUGCUGCUGGGAGGCAUGGUCCGAGACCCCCGAGGACAGCUGCUGAGGGCGGAGGCCCUCCAGAGCACUUUCCUGCUCAUGAGUCCCCGCCAGCUGUAUGAGCACUUCCGAGGCGACUACCAGACGCAUGACAUUGGCUGGAGCGAAGAGCAGGCUGGCAUAGUGCUGCAAGCCUGGCAGCGGCGCUUUGUAGAGGUCAGUGUGGCCCGGCACAGGGAAGGUGCCCGGGGGCUCCCGUCCUCCGUCCUCAGAGCCACCCUGUCUCUCCAGCUGGCCCAGGAAGCCCUGCCUGAGAAUUCAUCGCAGCAGAUCCACGCCUUCUCUCCCACCACUCUGGAGGACAUCCUGCACACCUUCUCAGAAGUCAGCGCUGCGCGUGUGGCGGGAGGCUAUCUACUAAUGUUGGCCUACGCCUGUGUGACGAUGCUCCGAUGGGACUGUGCCCAGUCCCAGGGGGCUGUGGGCCUUGCUGGGGUGUUGCUGGUGGCCCUGGCAGUGGCCUCAGGCCUUGGGCUCUGUGCCCUGCUCGGUAUCGCCUUCAAUGCUGCUACUACUCAGGUGCUUCCGUUCUUGGCACUGGGCAUCGGCGUGGAUGACAUAUUCCUGCUGGCGCAUUCCUUCACAAAGGCCCCACCUGGCACCCCUCUCUGGGAGCGCAUGGGCGAGUGUCUACAGCGCACGGGCACCAGCGUCGCACUCACGUCCAUCAACAACAUGGUUGCCUUCUUCAUGGCCGCCCUGGUUCCCAUCCCUGCCCUGCGGGCCUUCUCCUUGCAGUGUCUGCCCUCCUGUCCACCCCAGGCGGCUGUUGUGGUUGGCUGCAACUUCGCAGCAGUGAUGCUCAUCUUCCCAGCCAUCCUCAGUCUGGAUCUAUGCCGGCGCCACCGCCGGCGCCUCGAUGUGCUCUGCUGCUUCUCCAGGUACUGUCCCUGCAUGCCCCCUCUUUUGUUCCUUGGCUCCAGCCCCACCUGUCCGUCCCUAGCAUUUCAAGGCCUGCGCCUGGCAUGCAUUCUCUCUGCCUCUUCUAGCCCCUGUUCUGCUCGAGUGAUUCAGAUUCUGCCCCAAGAGCUGGGGGAUAGGACAGUACCAGUGGGCAUUGCCCACCUGACCACCACAGUACAAGCUUUCACCCACUGCGAAGCCAGCAGCCAGCAUGUGGUCACUGUCUUGCCUCCUCAAGCCCACCUGGUGCCCCCACCUUCUGACCCACUGGCCUCUGAGCUCUUCAGCCCUCGAGGGUCCACACGGGACCUUCUAGACCAAGAGGAGGGGUCAAGGCAGAAGGCGGCCUUCAAGUCCCUCCCCUGUGCCUGCUGGAAUCUUGCCCAUUUCGCCCGGUACUGGUUUGCACCCUUGCUGCUCCAGUCACAUGCCAAGGCCAUGGUGCUGGUGUUCUUUGGGGCUCUCCUGGCCCUGAGCCUCUACGGAGCCACCUUGGUGCAGGACGGGCUGGCCCUCACAGAUGUGGUGCCUCGGAGCACCAAGGAACAUGCCUUCCUGAGCGCCCAGCUCAGGUACUUCUCCUUGUACGAGGUGGCCCUGGUGACCCAGGGUGGCUUUGACUACGCCCACUCCCAACGUGCCCUCUUUGAUCUGCACCAGCGCUUCAGUUCCCUCAAGGCUGUUUUGCCCCCGCCUGCCACCCAGGCGCCCCGAACCUGGCUGCACUAUUAUCGCAACUGGCUACAGGGAAUCCAGACUGCGUUUGACCAGGACUGGGCUUCUGGGCGCAUUACCCGCCACUCCUACCGCAAUGGCUCUGAGGAUGGGGCUUUGGCCUACAAGCUGCUCAUUCAGACUGGAAAUGCUCAGGAGCCUCUGGAUUUCAGCCAGCUGACCACAAGGAAGCUGGUGGACAAGGAAGGCCUGAUUCCCCCAGAGCUCUUCUAUAUGGGGCUAACAGUGUGGGUUAGCAGUGACCCCCUGGGGCUGGCAGCCUCACAGGCCAACUUCUACCCCCCACCUCCGGAGUGGCUGCACGACAGAUUCGACACCACUGGGGAGAACCUUCGCAUCCCAGCUGCGCAGCCCCUGGAGUUUGCCCAGUUCCCCUUCCUGCUACACGGCCUCCAGGAGACUGCGGACUUCGUGGAGGCCAUAGAAGGAGCUCGGGCAGCGUGUGCAGAGGCAGGCCAGGCAGGGGUGCGUGCCUACCCCAGUGGCUCCCCCUUCCUCUUCUGGGAGCAGUAUCUGGGCCUGCGGCGCUGCUUCUUGCUGGCUGUCUGCAUCCUGCUGGUGUGUACCUUCCUUGUCUGUGCCCUGCUGCUGCUCAGCCCCUGGACAGCUGUUCUCAUUGUGCUGGUCCUGGCCAUGAUGACCGUGGAGCUCUUUGGUGUCAUGGGUUUCCUGGGCAUCAAGCUGAGUGCCAUCCCCGUGGUGAUCCUCGUAGCCUCUGUGGGCAUCGGCGUGGAAUUCACCGUCCACGUGGCCCUGGGCUUCCUGACCACCCAGGGUAGCCGGAACUUGCGGGCUGCCUAUGCCCUGGAGCACACAUUUGCCCCCGUGACCGAUGGAGCAGUGUCCACAUUGCUGGGUCUGCUCAUGCUUGCCGGUUCCAACUUUGACUUCAUCGUGAGAUACUUCUUCAUGGUGCUGACAGUGCUCACCCUCUUGGGCCUCCUCCAUGGACUCGUGCUGCUCCCUGUGCUGCUGUCCAUCCUGGGCCCCCCGCCAGAGGUGGUGCAGAUGUACAAGGAGAGCCCACGAGUCCUGAGCCCUACAGCUGCACAGGAGGGCAGGCUCAGGUGGGGGGUGUCUGCCAGCCUGCCCCAGAGCUAUGCCAGGGUGACCACCUCCAUGACUGUGACCUUCCACCCACCCCCACUCCCUGGUGCCUACAUCCACUCAGCCUCUGAUGAGUCCGCGUGGUCCUCUGUUGCCACUGCAGCUGCAGACACCUCUGGCAACCCCAGUUUGAGGGGGCCAAGUCCAACUGCUGAAUAAAAAAAGGAGCAGG
Fukomys damarensis (Damara mole-rat) is the source of this 4274-nucleotide messenger RNA. RefSeq names its product patched 2 (gene Ptch2). Gene Ontology annotation, molecular function: hedgehog family protein binding; hedgehog receptor activity; smoothened binding. Gene Ontology annotation, biological process: smoothened signaling pathway. Gene Ontology annotation, cellular component: plasma membrane. The transcript has 20 exons. The record is from RefSeq and is a predicted model, not a curated record. NCBI's taxonomy places the organism in Eukaryota, Metazoa, Chordata, Mammalia, Rodentia, Bathyergidae. The coding region runs from base 431 to 4261 and encodes 1276 amino acids.